This is a messenger RNA of Drosophila kikkawai, 897 nucleotides long. RefSeq lists its product as uncharacterized. Lineage: Eukaryota; Metazoa; Arthropoda; Insecta; Diptera; Drosophilidae. The record is from RefSeq and is a predicted model, not a curated record.
AUGGCCAAGCUGGGAGUUGUCUGUCUGCUGGUGGCCAGCCUCUGUGUGGCUCUGGCCUCGGCUGGGCCACGCCCCCAGAGCCUGCAGGGUCGCCGGCAGGUUCAAAGGGGGCUGCAGCAGCACCCCUACAUAUUCCUGACGAUACCCCAAGGCCGAGCCAACGCUGGAGCCGUGGUUCAGGGCUUCGAGAUUGUUGAGGAGGUGGACGAGGCCGAUUUGGACCAGGAUGGUGAAGAUGAUGCCAAUGUUCAGAACGAUGAUAACGAUAUGGAGCAUGAUGAUGACAACGAGGACGAGGAAGAGGAGCUGGAGCACCAGCUGGGCCUUAACUUUGCCAGAAGCGGCCUGGUUCAGAGACGCACCAAGGCCGAGGUGGAGCAGGAGCUGGAGGAGGACGAUGCCGAGCAGGACGACGACCAGGAGCAGCUACUGCCCAAGAAGACCCAGAUGAUGGUGGCGCGAGACCAGGCCGGCGCCAUCAUGGUGCCCGAUGGCAUUAUCGAGAUCGAGGGCCAGAGCGUUCUCGACGAGAAGACGGGCAAGGCCGCCCUGCUGGUGCCCCGUGCCGCCCUCGAUGCCAUUCCCGACGGCGCCGUGGUGGCCCUGAUGGAGCGCUCCGCCAGCAGCAGCACCGGCCACUCCGAUUCCGAUGAGAUCGAGGAGGAGCGCGCCAAUCGCGUGGUGGUGCGACGCCGCAAGAAUAGUGGCCGCCGCAACAUCCGCCGAAGGGGCGUGAACGCCCGUCGUCGCCGCCGUCCCGUCCAGCGGCGUCGUCGUGGUGGCAACCGCGGUGGCAACCGUCGGCGCAACGUUCGCGUCAUCCGUCCCGGUGGCAGCGGCAAUCGGCGGCGAGGCGGCAACCAGAGGCGCCGUGGCCAAGUCGUCUACCAGGGCUAG